Molecule: messenger RNA, 1014 nt
Organism: Drosophila serrata
Lineage: Eukaryota; Metazoa; Arthropoda; Insecta; Diptera; Drosophilidae
Gene: Rtnl2
Product: reticulon Rtnl2
Cellular component (GO): axon; endoplasmic reticulum membrane
Source: RefSeq, a predicted model, not a curated record
AGACCUUGCUGCUAUUGUCAAAGUGUUAAAAUGUUUUUUGAGUCCUGUAUAAUAUUGUGGACAGGCUUAUCAUUUCUGCUAAGGUCUAAGGAUACCUCGUCGUCCCCUGUGUCUGUAACUGAAAAUAUAGAGCUAGAAACUAUGAAUUCAAAGACUUUGAAGCCGGCUGAGGCCCCGAACAAGCUUUUGUCGGCUGUUAAGGACCUUCUGCUGUGGCGAAGCUUCCGCCUAACCCUGGUGGUAUUCACGACCAUCGUGAUCCUGCUCCUGGACAUCAUGGCUCACUCGGUGAUUAGUGUGAUCAGCAUGGCAGGCAUCACUGUACUUCUGGCGGCUGUCGCAUAUCGUUGUUUCUGUCAGUUUACAAAGUGGAGGAAGGGCGGUGGAGUCCAGGAUGAGGUUGCAACGUGUAUGUAUCCGAAAGUUAGGAUUGAUAUACCUCGAGAGGAGACCAUGCGACUGGCAGGUGUUGGCGUUGAUUAUCUGAACAUUUGCUUAAAUCGUAUAAUUGGAUUGAUUUUGGUGGAGAGCUGGGAGGAGUCCCUAAAGUGCCUGGCCAUACUUUGCGGUCUUAAUUUACUGGGCGAUUGUUUCAACGGAAUAACAUUGAUUUUAUUUGUACACGUCUUACUUUUUACCUUACCAAAACUUUACGAAUGGUACCAACCAUUUAUUGAUGCUCAGUUGUUAAAAUUAAGUAAAUUCAAGAAACAGAAUAAGAAGAUACCCGAAACUAAGACUGAAAACCCAGAGAACCCCCCAGAGGAUAAUUUUGCCAAGGGUCAGUAUAAGGAAGAGGAGUCCAGUGAGAGCAACUUGCUCUAUAAGAUCUCCGAUAAUGAGCAGCUACUGGAUCUUCUGGAGGCAGAGCAUCGCAAGGGCUGCCGAUGUCGCGACUGCGAGCACCAGGAUCUGCCCAUCGAGGAGCUUUAAAUUCCAUUCAAUUUUACGAAAUCACUUUUGAAGUUUAUGUUCAAAAUUUGCGUUGUGCCAAUACAGUUGUUUAUUAUUCAA